AUGUUCGAACAAUCAUCAGCUACCUCAUUCACGUCAUAUUCUGUUCCAAUAGCCAGGGAAGGGUCCAUCAUGGACCUGUGCGACGGCGUAUGUAUGGUGUGCGGAGAUCGAUCAGCAGGGAAACAUUACGGAGUGAUGGCAUGUUACGGCUGUAAGGGAUUUUUUCGGCGAACAAUACGUAGCGGACAGAAUUAUUCGUGUCGUUUUCAACAGAAAUGCAGCAUCGAUAAAGAUCAGCGAAAUGCAUGCCGAUUCUGCAGAUUUCAGCGAUGUUUGAAUGUUGGCAUGGAGCCAGAUGCCAUACGACCGGAUCGCGACAUCAUCGGUAAGCAGAAGAAUCCACGUCGUAAGAAGUUGAAACGUGAAGACAGCUCUCUACCAUCACCAGGCAGUGAUUCGCCAUCACCACAUGAAGACGUGCUAGUCACAUUUCUCGUUGACGUCGAACUACAAUCAAUGGGCGGUCCUGCAGCUCGCACGCCUCUCCCCAUUGGGAUUCAACGAAUCAAAUCCGAGCCGGACAUGGACAUCAGCUCACUGUUCAACAACCGUUUUGCAUUCGAACAAGAGGCUUAUGAGAUGGGUUAUAGCUUGGAACGUGUGGCAUCCGUGGAACAGUUAGCGUCAGCACUGCGACGAUACCUCUUCGCUACGGUUCACUGGAUUGAAGCGCUAUUUUCUCUGGCACAAAUCGAUAUCGUACCGGAGAAAGUGUCAGUGCUGAAGAGUGUGUUCGCCCCAUACACAAUUUUAUGCCAGGCGGCACGAACUGCACAGCUGUCACGUGACGUUGAUGUGAUCUGCCUGUGUAAUCGGACAACUAUUCCAAGACAACCACCACGUCACCUCCUUGAGACGAAUCUCCUUGCAAACAAUCUCGUUCCACGAAUUCUCGACGAUCUUGUGGCGCCGAUGCGAAAAUUAUCAUUGAAUGAAGCAGAGAUAGUGGUUCUGUCCGCAUUGGUGAUUCUAGAUCCAGAUUCGCCUGGACUCUCGGAAUCGUCAUCACUUGCGCUCAGCCAGCUUCGUGACAGAGUUCAGAACGCCUUGUUCCAGCUGAUUCGUGAGAACUCGUCCGCGUUACACUGUGUGACGAGCCGCUUCGGGAAUAUUUUACUACUUCUUCCGCCGUUAGCGAAAUUGAGCUCACUUGUCGGUGAAAAUGUGCAAUUUGCACGUAUGUUCGGUGGCUCACUUGACCCAUUGCUCGUCGAACUGUUCGCCGAUAAUACCUCAGAGGUGAUUCCAUCUCCAUGUAGUAGGGAAAGAACAGAUGUAUCCACCCAAACCUAUCCAUCCACGUCACCGGUCUUACCGUCAGACCUGGGCGAGAUGCACGAAGAGAUUCCAGCAUGUACUGAACCAACUCGUCCAGCUCCUGUACUGCCUACAGUGAACACUCCGAUGUCAUACAAUCCGUUCUAUUUCCCCGGACAACAGUUCCAAAUGCAACAGGCAGUCAGCUACGCAUCAUCUCAGAACUACUCGCAACCGUCAUCAUUCUUUGAUUCAACUUCAGCGCCAACACAGUUCCGAUUCAUGUGA
Necator americanus (New World hookworm) is the source of this 1545-nucleotide messenger RNA. RefSeq lists its product as uncharacterized. The record is from RefSeq and is a predicted model, not a curated record. The transcript is spliced from 14 exons. NCBI's taxonomy places the organism in Eukaryota, Metazoa, Nematoda, Chromadorea, Rhabditida, Ancylostomatidae. Gene Ontology annotation, biological process: regulation of DNA-templated transcription. The coding region runs from base 1 to 1545 and encodes 514 amino acids. Gene Ontology annotation, molecular function: RNA polymerase II cis-regulatory region sequence-specific DNA binding; zinc ion binding; DNA-binding transcription factor activity.